AGCAAAUAGUUCAUACAAAUAUUUAAAAUGUAAAAUGUAUCCAUAAAAUUGUUCGUUUUACAAACAUAAAAAAAGUGUUAGCCUAAGAGCAAGUCCUUUUUAUCUCACUGUCACGAUAUCAAUAAAAACUAACUUUUUAAAAAUUUCUGCGCAGUCAUGCAGGUCAUGACAAUUUUAAAUCACGACAAUUGGAAACUUCUUGUCAGGCGAAUUUUCUUUACGUUUGAUUUCUGAUGUUAAAAACCUAAUUGGGCAAUGAUGCUCCUCGGCGACCGAAACAUUCCGGGACUCGGCUCGUAUGCGGGCGGCGGGCCCUACUUUGCAAACCCCCUUUCUACCAAAUCAAGUCUCCGCGUGGUUUCCCUCCCGACGCCAUCUCGCCACCUGUCUCGUCAUCUCCGCCGCAAAUAGGAACGCGCCACGUUGUUAGCUGGGAGAUUUGCCUCGAAUAUAUGUCCGACGCCCACGCGUGCAACAUGGCCGCCACGAGCUGUGCGAUCCGCAGGUAAAUAUGCGUUUGUGUUCCUUCGCCGCCGUCGAAGAUGAUGAGAUGGAAAUGAUCCGGCGCCGCGCCAGCCUUCCGUGUCGGGAGCGGGCGAAUGCAGGGCGGCGGCGAGGCGGAUGCCAGUGCUUUUAUUGAUAUAUUUAUUUAUUUGAGCAAAACAUUUGGAAAAAAUUGGGGGAUGGGAAAGCGGUGCGCGACGGGAAGUUUGGAGGAGGAACGGCGCUCUGACAGUUUGCGGCGGGAGAUAAGGGACUUUAGGAUCUCUGCACUGAUAACACACACACACACACGCACACACACACACACACACACACACAGAGUCGUUAUCAUAACCUUAGCAAUUAUUAGGGGUGUCAUGUUUGGAGAGAAGGGAGAUGGAGAUGGAGAUGGAGGUGGGGGCUGGGGGCUGGGGGCCCGCUGUGCAUCUCUCCCAGGUAUCAGCACCUCUCCCUGGGUACACGCCGGCCCCAGACACCCUCCUCCUUCCAUCCCACCCGGAGCCUCCUCGGAGCUUCCGGCUUGGGGAAAAGGACACUUUUUCGAGGUCGUCCAUUAGGGAUUUGCGUUAAGCUGGGGGACUAAGUCGACGCCAUAGGGUUGUGUGUGUGUGUGUGUGUGUGUGUGUGUAAUGGUUAUUAAUGACCGUGUCAGAUGUGUGAAAAAUGAGAUUUACUCUGGUAACAGGACCUGUAUAGAUUUUACGUCUGCGGAGAAUACACUGUUUGACACGCACACAAACACUCGCACACAGGAUGGAUACAGCCUCGUCUCGUGUGUGCGUGCCUGUGUGUGUGUGUGUGUGUGUGUGUGUGUGUGUGUGUGUGACACAACUCUGCAAAACAAAACAAAAAAAACGAAGGCCGCCAGCGGAAACCCAGCAUGCACUGUGAGAUGAAGAGCUUCCUGGCCACACACACACACGAACACGCGCACACACACACACACACACACACACACACACGACACAACAUAUACUGUACAUGCUCGGCAGUGUUUCUGGGCGCCACCCACGCCGAUGUGCGGCAGAUAAGCCAAGCGAGCAGGUGUUCGCCGGCUUGUUGCAUUCUAUGAACUCGGCACUCGCGAGGGGACGGCGAUGUCGUGCAGUGGCGACAGGGUUCUCUUAUCGGCCGACGCCAAUGACGCGGCGGCGAGAUCCCCGUCGCCGGCCCCCGCCGCCGCCGCCCUCCGGGGCAGCGAGGAGCACGACCUGCUGACGUGCGGGCAGUGCCAGACCAACUUCCCUCUGGGCGACAUCCUGGUCUUCAUCGAGCACAAGCGCCGCUUGUGCCGCGGCCCCUCGCGGGGGGCGCCGGGCUCCUUCUCCGUCAAGCCCGGGGAGGCGGGCGGCGCUGCCAGCAUCCCCAUCUCCCCCCGGGGCCACGCCCUGGAGGUGGGCAGGGGUCCCCCCGUGCUGCCCGUGGAGGUGGGCGUGCAGGUGACGCCCGGCAGGGACGAGGACGUCCACAGGAGGCUGAAUCCGGCCAAGGGGAUCUGCCCCAAACAGGAGAAAGGAGAUAAAGACGAGCCAUCCAGCUACAUCUGCACCAGCUGCAAGCAGACCUUCACCAGCGCCUGGUUCCUCCUCCAGCACGCCCAACACACUCAUGGAAUCCGUAUCUACCUGGACAACCACCUGGCCAACUGCUCGCUCACCCCCCGCAUGGCCCUGCCGCCCCCGCCGGGUGCCAACGCCCUACCCCGCUCGCCGCUGCCCACCUUCUUGGGCGACGCCAACAACCCCUUCCACCUCCUGCGCAUGGCCGCGCCCUUGCUCAGGGAACACCCCCCGCCGCCGGGCUUCAUGGAGACCCGGCUGCCGGCCACCCCGCCCUUUAUGAGCCCGCCGCCCCCUCCCAGGCCCCCGCUGGAGCGGCUGGGUCCGGAGGAGAUGGGGCUGCUUUCCCAGCACCCCAGUGCCUUCGAGAGGGUGAUGCGCCUGACCCCGAUGGAACCCCCAUCCAUGGACUUCUCCCGGCGUCUGAGGGAGCUGGCAGGUAACACCAACAACAACGGAGGGCCGACGCCGCCCUUGUCACCCAACCGCGUGCCACCCAUGCACCGCCUGCUAAGUCCCGCCCUCUUCCAGCCGGGCUCCAAGCCGCCGGCCUUUCUCACCUACGCCCCGCAGCCGCCGACCCCGCAGGGCGCACACGGUUCCUCCAGUCCCCCUGACACCCAGGGUCAGAACCAGUCAGCGGGGAAAUCCAAAUCCUGCGAGUUCUGCGGCAAGAUCUUCAAGUUUCAGAGCAACCUGAUCGUGCACCGCCGCAGCCACACCGGAGAGAGGCCGUACAAGUGCCACCUGUGCGACCACGCCUGCUCCCAAGCCAGCAAGCUCAAGAGGCACAUGAAGACACACAUGCACAACAAGUCCGGCUCCAUGGGCGGCUCCCCCGAGGCGGAAAACCCAGGAGAUGGAGUAGAAGGCGAAGACAAGCUCAGGGAGGCCGACGGAAGAGUCAUGGGGAUGGACAACGAGGAGGAGGAAGAAGAGGAGGAGGAGGAAGAGGAGGAAGAAGAGGAGGAGGAGGAGCUAAGGAAUGGAAGUCGGCCAGAUUCCAACCUCAGCGAGGACUCCCGAGAGUUCAACCCCAACCGGGAGAACGGGCCCAGGCAGAGUCCCAAGGAGAAGCACCUGGGAGGGGAGCGGGUAGGCGAGAGCGGCGGGGUGGGCAUUAUGCACCCGUACAACCAUCUUGACAAUCACCUCAGACUGAACCCCAACAAAAGGAGCCUGGAGAGGCAGCCCAACGGGGACGGCCCCGACGGGGGGCCGGACCCGGACCGGGAGCGGCACAGCGACAGGGAGCGGGUCAGGGAGCCGGCCGAGCCGGACCCCGGGCCCUUGAUGAACGGCAGGAUCGGCGUAUCGGAAGCGGAAUCCUUCCCGGGGCUCUUCCAGCGCCGACCCACGCCCAUCACCAGCCCGAGCCCGUCCAACAACAACAAGAGGAUCAAGAUCGAGCGGGAGCAACUGGAACUCCCGCCCGCGCUGCCGCUCAUCUCGCCGGAAAACGUCUACUCCCAACUCCUUGCCGGGUACGCCGCCUCGCGCCACUUCAUCCGGGAACCCUUCCUGGGCUUCACGGACUCGCGUCAGUCGCCCUUCGCCACCUCCUCGGAGCACUCCUCCUCCGAGACGGGCAGCCUGCGCUUCUCCACGCCGCCGGGGGAGCUGAUGGAGGGCGGCAGCGCCUCGGGCCGAAGCGGCAGCAGCACGCCGCACCUCAUGCGCGGGCCGGGGCCCGGCCGACCGCCCAGCUCCAAGGACCGCCGCAACGACACGUGCGAGUACUGCGGCAAGGUGUUCAAGAACUGCAGCAACCUGACGGUGCACCGGCGCAGCCACACGGGCGAGAGGCCCUACAAGUGCGACCUGUGCAGCUACGCCUGCGCCCAGAGCUCCAAGCUGACGCGCCACAUGAAGACGCACGGCCAGUUCGGCAAGGAGGUGUACCGCUGCGACAUCUGCCACAUGCCCUUCAGCGUCUACAGCACGCUGGAGAAACACAUGAAGAAGUGGCACGGCGAACACUUGAUGGCCAGCGAGGUCAAACUGGAGCAAGCCGAGCGAAGCUAAGCGUCUCACGCGCACAUAAACAUACACGUACGCACACUCAUCUUCCCUAUUAUCCGCAAAAGUUCAAUGGAGGCAAAUGGACUCUCGUUGCUUGUUAAAGACACUUCACCUUUCAUCCAAAAAGCUUCUUCAAUUGCAAACGUGAGGUGCGGAAGCUCCACUUGGCUGCGUGUUAUUGCCCCGCCCACCGACUCCUCCCCUGUUACGCUGCGGGUCAAAUUGCAAGUUGUUAGUAAUGUUACAGUAUAAAACAUCAUCUGCUUGGCUGAAAAAGUUGAAGUUUACAUAUUUGCAAUGAAAUGGUUCGAUAAUCAUUGUUUUCGUGUCAGAGACUUUUGGGAGACUUACACCCGGUGUGGCGUCUCCAAUUUAGGACUCCAGAAGCCUUUUGGAUUAAAAAGUGAAAUGUUUUCAUCCAGUUGCCUCGAUUUAACUUUUGUGGACCCGGAUGACUGAGAAUCUACACAGACAUCUUUCCUAUGACUACUUGGAACAAGGGGCAUGGCCGGAUAAUCUCUCUUUACAUAUAAAACAAAAAAACAAAAAGAAAAAACAAGACUGAUUGGUGUUUUUUUAAUUUUUUUUUUAUUUUAUUUCCCUCGUCGCCUGAGAAUAUUCAAACUUUAAACCUUUGUCCGGAGCCGUUUGAGGAUUUUAGGAAUUCCAUGGAGCCUUUCUACUGUGCAAUAAUUUCUGUAUUUAUUGGAUUACUUUGUUUUGUUUUUUUUAGGUAAUAUUUGGCAUGUGCAGACACAUCUUUGUGGGGUUUUUGUUCAAAUGUGCUCAAAUUAUGAUAUAUAUUUUUGGGGAUUUCUAAAAAUAAUUGGAAAGAUGUCACCCUUAAUAACGAUGAUAAUUCAGUUUUGUCCUCCAAGGAAGCUUAUUAUCACGUGAGUGAGCAAAUGAUGUUUUCUAUAUGCUAAAUGCAGCAGCGGACUACAAUCCAGCCCCUCCUCUCCGGUACUGCUCAAUGUCCGCCUGACAAUAAUUGAAUUUUUAAAAAUGAAUUUAUAGAGGGGAAACGUGCGCUUAAAUAUAAGCAAAUACAGUUGCUGUAUUGCAGUCGGCCAGGACGUAAAACAAACGGGGCAAAAAAAAAAAAAAAAAGCUUGCACUUAAUGCAUUCGCCCGUGUAGGAUCGAACCACCAUAUUUAAUAUGUCCAAUUGUUAAGUUAAGACUACUUGUAAUUCAUGUGAGAAGGGAACAGUCCCGUUUGUGUAAAUAUAUUCCUUUUUUAUGGUUUGUUUUUUCCAAAAAAACUAUAUAUAUGCGCCCUGACUGUUUUCUGAACGAGGCGGUCUAAAAACAAUCAAGAAGACCAGCUGCUUGCGUCGUCAUCGCGUGUGUGUGUGUGUGUGUGUGUGUGUGUGUCUGUGUGAGUGUGUUAAAAUGCGUUAUUGCCUCAGGCCCCUCCCACCUACUCGUCAUCAACCCUUCUGGUACAUUGUAGGGCAAAUUGACCCAUUUUAAAGAAUCGAAUGUAGUUGUUUUUUUUUGCCUCAAAACAUCGUCUGCUUGGUUGAAAAAGUUCAUUUCGCAUAUUUGCAAUGAAAUAAAUUGCAAUGGAGUUCAGAUUUUGUUUUGUUUCGGACACUAUGUGGAUAUCCACACGCGCGCCGAGUCAAACUGAACCGUUUUAAAUUGUGAAAGGAGUUUUUGGGGCGUGAAACUUUUUUUCUGCUUGGCUUGGUAAGUGUCAUCAGUGGACAGAACGGUUCAAUGCUGAUAUUUGCAAUGAGAUAGAUUGUAAUGGUUUUGGCGUGAAAAUUGUUCAAUUCAUACAAAUGCAAUUCAACUCUUUCUGGAUGAAUAAAUAAACCAGGUCAAAUUGACCUACUUUAAAUUGUUAAAAGUAGUUUUCAGGUUUGAAAUCUCUUUGGCUUGGCUUAAUAAGCAUACAUACAUACAAAGAUUAGCUUCACGUAUUACUAUUAUGAUUAUUUAUUUUUUUCUCUCCAAAUGUCUCUGACACUUUUUGGAUAUUUACACACCUACACCAAGUCCAAUUGACCCAUUUUAAAGAGUGAAAAUGGUUUCACGCAAUACAAUGAUUAAACUAAUUUGUUGACACUUGCACACGCCCCGGGUCAAACUGACUCAGUCCAUUUUUUUGUUUUUCUUCUGUUGCUCACAAACUAAUGUAAUAGGAGGGUUAAAACAAACAAAACGAAAAGAAGCCAUUCAGCAUACAAAUGAACAGGGAGGCAGCAAAAUAACCACAAAAUAAUAAAAGAUUGGAUAUGAGUUAUGAUAAUGUUGAGCACAUCUGGCCGCAUGACCUUGAAGGAGGCAACCCCCGCACCCCCGCGCACCCCGACUCCCUGACUCGUUGUCAAAAUGAAAGGCAGGAGGAUGAAGAUGUGUGAGCGCGAUGGGCGGCGGGACCUUGACCAGGCACACAAGAGUCAUUCAAAUCAAAUUGGAAGCAUAUGAAAUGUGUUUUUUGGGGACGGGCGGCAUCUUCUUUUUGGGAGGGAGGGCAAGACAGCGAAAGCCACAUGAAAGCAGCAGACGCCAUAUUGCAUUUGAAAACAACAACAACAACAACAACAACAAAAUAAAUAGAUGUCCUCGGCGUCAUUUGGAUUCCAAUAAUGGGCGGCGAAAUCCUUGAAUUCUGAUCGGGUUCUGACAUGAAUCCACACGAUAUGUUUACAAAAAUAUGCCAUCCAUGAAAUGUACUUGCAAAUAAUAAGUAUUGUUUCCUCCCUUUUUCCUUUUUGCAACACCAUAUGCAGUUUUGUGUUCUGGUGGAGGGAUUUUAAAGUUACACAAUCAUGUCAGAGUGAGGUGCCAUCUUGUUUUGUUUUAUGGGGAGAAGAAGAAAAAAAAAAUCUGAAAAAAAAAAAAAAGACGACUUGCAGGGACACUUU
Messenger RNA from Phycodurus eques (leafy seadragon), 6963 nucleotides. RefSeq names its product BCL11 transcription factor B b (gene bcl11bb). The coding region runs from base 1602 to 4088 and encodes 828 amino acids. The transcript is spliced from 3 exons. Gene Ontology annotation, cellular component: nucleus. Gene Ontology annotation, biological process: positive regulation of transcription by RNA polymerase II. Lineage: Eukaryota; Metazoa; Chordata; Actinopteri; Syngnathiformes; Syngnathidae. The record is from RefSeq and is a predicted model, not a curated record. Gene Ontology annotation, molecular function: RNA polymerase II cis-regulatory region sequence-specific DNA binding; DNA-binding transcription factor activity.